UAAAAAAUAAUUACCCCCGUCGCAGCCACAUUUCAGACCCGAAACAAAUAGGAAUAAUAAUUCUGUCGUUACAGCUUCAAAGUUUGAACAACCCUCAACUUUCCUCCUUUCCUUUCCCACCACAACUCAGUAAUGGCGGACAAUGAUUUAUCUUCACCUCUCCUCCAAUCUCCACGUGCAGAUCAUGCCCAAGUUGUUAUCGCCGUCGAUGAUGAUUCGGUUACCGAACCAUCGGAAAAACUUCAACCCUUCACCAUCAAGCACAAUCACAAUCACAACCACAACCACAACCACAACGACAGCAACCUUUUUUCUAACUAUCAAUCAGAUAAUAAUUCUGUCAACCCUUUUGAGUUUAUUGGCUCUGACGGGUUUUCUGUAUCGGAUCCGUCCACUUUGAAUCCGUUUCGAAACGACACGCCGGAGAUUGAUGGCGUUUAUGAGGUUUUAAAGAUUGUCUUGUGUUUGCCAAUUGUUUUGCUUAGACUUGUGUUGUUUGGGUUGUCUUUGUUGGUGGGUUAUUUAGCUACGAAGUUGGCGUUGGAGGGUUGGAAAGACAAGCAAAACCCUAUGCCCUUGUGGAGGUCUCGUGUCAUGUGGGUCACUAGGUUUUGUGCCCGAUUUAUUCUCUUCUCUUUUGGUUAUCAAUGGAUAAGACGCAAAGGAAAGCCUGCUUCAAGGGAGAUUGCUCCUAUUGUUGUAUCUAAUCAUGUAUCAUAUAUUGAACCAAUCUUCUAUUUUUAUGAAUUUUGCCCUACCAUUGUCGCCUCAGAGUCACAUGACUCCAUGCCCUUUGUUGGAACUAUUAUCAGAGCAAUGCAGGUUAUAUAUGUAAAUAGGUUCUCUCAAUCAUCAAGGAAGAAUGCUGUUAAUGAAAUAAAGAGAAAGGCUUCAUGCAAUAGAUUUCCUCAUGUGCUUUUAUUUCCUGAGGGGACCACAACAAAUGGGAAGGCUUUAAUUUCAUUUCAACUUGGUGCAUUUAUCCCUUGUUUUCCUAUUCAACCAGUUAUUGUUCGCUAUCCCCAUGUACACUUUGACCAGUCUUGGGGGGAUAUAUCCUUGGCAAAGCUCAUGUUUAGAAUGUUCACGCAGUUUCACAAUUUCAUGGAGAUUGAAUACCUUCCUGUUGUUCAUCCAAAUGAAAACAUUAAAGAAAAUGCCUUUCAUUUUGCUGAGAGGACCAGCCAUGCUAUGACAUCUGCUCUCAAUGUUGUACAAACAUCUCAUUCAUUUGGAGACUUAAUGCUUCUCGACAAAGCAUCUCAAUCAACACAUAGGAAUUCCUCAAUUUAUAUGGUUGAAAUGGCUAGGGUUGAAUCAUUAUUUCAUAUAAGCAGCUUGGAAGCUGUGGACCUUCUGGAUAAGUUUCUGUCUAUGAAUCCAGACAGCAGUGGUCAUGUUGGACUUCUAGACUUCUUGAGAGUUCUGCGACUCAAGUCUUGUAAACUUUCUCACAAGAUAUUUGGAUUCAUUGAUGUAGAUAAGAAUGGAUCAAUCACAUUUAAGCAGUUCCUAUAUGCAUCAGCUCAUGUCAUGAAACUACCAUUAUUCAGAAAAGCUUGUGAACUAGCCUUUGCUGAAUGUGAUACAGAAGGAAGUGGUUACAUUUCAGAGCAUGAAUUGGGAUUAACCAUUAGACCUGCUAUCCCAGAUUUGAACGAUCACGAGAUCCAUGGUCUUUUCAGUUUAUUUGACAGCAAUGGUGAUGGUAAGGUGAGCAAGGAUGAAUUUGUUUCCUGCCUGCGAAGGAACCCUCUUCUAAUAGCUGUAUUUUCCUCUACUUUGUUGCACAAAGACUUGACAGGAGCUGACAACAGGAUGGUAGAGAUUGUUUGAGUGUUGUGUGUAGUAUUUGUAUCCAUUUUUUUAUAUUGCUGGGUUUGUUGUGGUUGUAGGGGAACUGUGAGGGAAAGUAAUUUUAGUUGCAAGUAAAGCGGCCCUUUCUAAUCUUAUUAUAUAUGAGCAUUUCCCCAAUAAUUUGAUAAUUUAUUUUACC
Molecule: messenger RNA, 1996 nt
Organism: Mangifera indica (mango)
Lineage: Eukaryota; Viridiplantae; Streptophyta; Magnoliopsida; Sapindales; Anacardiaceae
Product: lysophospholipid acyltransferase LPEAT2-like
Exons: 14
Coding region: 133-1836 (567 amino acids)
Biological process (GO): phospholipid metabolic process
Molecular function (GO): lysophosphatidylethanolamine acyltransferase activity; calcium ion binding
Source: RefSeq, a predicted model, not a curated record